Molecule: messenger RNA, 345 nt
Organism: Drosophila novamexicana
Lineage: Eukaryota; Metazoa; Arthropoda; Insecta; Diptera; Drosophilidae
Product: integrator complex subunit 5-like protein
Exons: 1
Coding region: 1-345 (114 amino acids)
Source: RefSeq, a predicted model, not a curated record
AUGAGAACCUUCACAAUUGCGCUGGGCUGUGUCAUUUUGGCCAUGUUACACAUCAGGAGCUGCGAUUCGGUCGCCUGUUCAUCAACGGUCCUGACCAACUGCACCGACUGCACGGAUGCCAGCAACGCAAAUAAUGCCGACUGCACCACCACGGCCACGGCAACAACAACAACAACAACAACGGCAAGCUCCGUCUCACUCGGCGCCAACCGGAAGACGGUGCGUAUCAGCAAUCUGAGGUACACAAAUGUGCGUCGCAUUCGCGUCAAUAAUCGUACUACGCGUUCCUCAAGCCGUCGCAACGGAAGCCGCAGAAAUCGCAACACACGUGUCUUUGUGGGUUAG